This is a messenger RNA of Linnemannia hyalina, 399 nucleotides long. The record is from the annotation of a GenBank genome assembly. NCBI's taxonomy places the organism in Eukaryota, Fungi, Mortierellomycota, Mortierellomycetes, Mortierellales, Mortierellaceae.
AUGGAGGACGCAGCAUCUCAAGGACAUGGAAGUGCUGAUCUCCCUGGAGCGCCCAAGGAUCAACAGCCCACUGCUGCCGCUGCUGCAUCAACCACUAAUGCAACCCUGAUGCAGGUUACUUCUUCGCCUGUAGUUGCAGAGUCAUCAGGAGGAAGCGAUAGGACUGAGGAACACAAGGAGGGCGAGGUCAUUGGGCAGAGCGGCGAUACACCCAAUGCUUCCGAACAGCAAAUACCAGAGGGGGGUGAUAUUCACCAAGGAUCCAAGCGCCAUAAAGAAUCCAAGCAUGGUCAUUACGGAGGAGAGCAACCCCCAAAGAAGCAAAAGAAACGAAUCGAUCUUGUCGAUCCAGAGGAGGAUCUCAAGAACGCCCAGUACUUUUUCGACAAUGGCAAGUAG